Molecule: messenger RNA, 3304 nt
Organism: Telopea speciosissima
Lineage: Eukaryota; Viridiplantae; Streptophyta; Magnoliopsida; Proteales; Proteaceae
Exons: 11
Coding region: 282-3134 (950 amino acids)
Source: RefSeq, a predicted model, not a curated record
AGAAUUAUAAAAUUGCUUCUGUACUAACUGCUCAUCUGUUCCUAGAAUGGACCCCCAACCUCAUGUAAUGAAAUAUAUGCAGAGUUCUGCAGGAAAGCUAUUGUUUUCCUGAACUGCAAGUACAGUACUUCUGUGAUUAGUACAAUCUUCAAUCUUUCUUCAUAGCCUGUUUUUGCUGCUAUGGCCCAUCAGGGCUCACCAAAAAGAUACAAACCAACAAACCUUGUCUAUGGCCCCAUCUACACAGUUGUUUCUUUGUUCUCCAUUUUACCUGGUUCUCUAUGAUAAGCAGAUUGACAGAUACCAUGGUUGAGUGUUUUUUAAAAUUCAUCAUCUGUACCUUCUUAUUAUCAAUUAGCAGUUUUGUUAUCUUUGGUUCUUCUUCCUGUUUCCCAUAUCACUUUGCCCAAGAGACAAAUCCAAUAUUCCAACAGAAAACAGAUAGGUUCUGGGAGUUUGAUGAGCAAUCCAACAGUUGGGUUGAAGUGAAAUUGCCUUUUGAUCUGGUUUCUUGUGUUAAUGGGAACUGUAGUAAAGUGGGUUCUAUUUCUCAGCCGAAGAAGAAGGAAGACAGUUUUAAUGAAGGAUUUGAUUCUCCUGAACAAGGAGAGAAUUCAAAAACCAUUCAUAAGAACAGUGUAUUAGCAGAGGAGAGUUCUGAUCAGGUUAUUCUGCCUGUGAGAAAGAGAAUUUCACUGACUAAAAUGUCUGAAACAUCUAUGUGGUUGACAGGAGAAAGUGGCUCUAUCUAUGAAAGGUUCUGGAAUGGUGUGCAGUGGGUAAUUGCACCCCAUGAUUUACCAACAUCGGCAGGUUCUUCAGUUUCAGUUUUUAUUGUCAAUCAGACUAUUCUGGCACUCUCUGAAUCAGGGAAUCUAUAUCAGAUGCAACUCAGUGAAAGUUCACAGCCAGUUUGGAUUGAAUGCACACCUACACUGGAUCAUAGUCCACAAAGUACAGAAACAGAACCAAGCUCUAUCUUAAUCAAGUCUGGGAUUGUUUCAUAUGACAGAGGGAAAAUUUACUUCUCCACAAUCGAUGGAUCAUUGCUGGAACUUAGUGAAGUUGAACCUUGGAGGUGGAUAUAUCAUGGAAGACCCCCUGGUGCAAAUGUCGCAGCCAUUGCUGAUGCUGCCACCAUUAGACCAGAUGUAGUAUUUACAGUAAGUUCCAUAGGGGAUCUUUAUGAGCUAGAUAGGAACUCAAAGCCAUCAUGGAAGAAACACAUAUGGAGCAAAGGAUUAAAGCAAGAAAUAUCCUUGAAACCAUCAAAAGGAUGCAUUAUGCAUGGCUUGAUCGGAACUCAGUCUAUUUCUCUGUUCCUUUUAACAAAGGAUGGUGAUCUUGUUGAGAGGAGGCUGCAUCAAAGGAAGUGGGGAUGGAUAGUCCAUGGAAGUCCAAAAAAUCAGAACCUGACAUCCAUCACAGCAGUUGCACAAGAUGAAUUAAAUGAGAAAAUAUUCUCAUUGUUCUUUACUACAGCUACUGGAUCCAUUUUCGAAUAUCAACUUCCUAGACAUUCCGGUGGUGCUCAGGGAAAUCAAAUAUCAGAGAAAUGGGUGAAUCAUAUGCAUCCACUGCAUGCAAAAGCUGCAAGAGGUAUUGUGGGUCUGCAGUGUCAAGUUGGAAGGAUAUUAUUCCCUCUGGAUGAUGGUAGACUAGCAGAGCUGCAUUUAUUUGGCAUUGGUGGUGAAGGAUCAAACCCAACUCAACAGAUUAACAUGCGAAGAAAAACAUCAUUUAAGUACGAAUGGUUAAUUUUAGAAACCCCAGAAACAGAGGGAUGGAAUGCAGAGUAUUGCACUGAAGAAAGGGGGCCUUCAAAUUGCAUCACAGGCAUAAAAGAUGAACCAAAUAACUCUGGCAUUGCAAGACCAACAACAAGAAGGCGAAAACCAGGUCAACCACAUCAAAGUUACCUGGUCCCUAGUGCAUCAGAAAGCAUUGGAGCUAAGCUUCCUCACCAAAUUAACUUCCUGGUAGAAGGGACCAACAAAAACUUCCGUAUGCGAGUAAUGCACACAGGCAGGUCAUUUUUCCUUGUAACAGACAGUGGAGUGACUUUUGAGUAUCUGUAUGCUGAGGAUGUAUGGUUAUGGCUGAAACAUGAGCAUCCUACAAUUAUGAAAGGUGUUGUAGGAAGCUACAAUGGAAGUUUGUUUUUGGUUGACUUAGAUGGAAACUUACUUAUUAGAGAAAGAAGCAGCAAUGAGCUAACAUGGAAAAACUGCACUGCCAUAAGAAAGGGUAGGCAAGUAAUAGGAGGUCCUCCAUGGGAUAAAAUACCUGGUAAAUCUUUGAAAGUUACAACAGAAGAUGCACUUUUCUUCGUGAGCAAAAAUGGAAGAUUACUUCAAUUUACAGUUGCAUUGCGAAAGUUCAAGUGGAAAGACUGCCGACACCCCCUAAAUACCAGAAUUGCAUGUAUAGUUGAUCAAGAAACGCUUCGGGCUAACAUAAUUUUUGUUAUUGGAAGGAAUGGUCGUCUAUAUCAGUAUAACAAAUUGACAAAAUUAUGGCAUGAGCAUUAUCAGUCCCCACAUUUGGUUUUGUCAAGAUUGCCUGGAACUGCUAUGAGACCACCAUCUCUAUCACUAACAGGUUCUUUAUUUAUGAUUUCGGAAGAUGGUGGACUUGUUGAAUAUCAUUGGAACCCAAUCGAUGGAUGGUGCUGGGUGGAACAUGGAACACCAUCUAGAAGUGUAAAUUUGGUCAGUUCACCAGGACCUUGCUUUGAAAGCAAUCAAUUGUUCCUUAUUGGCUCAGAUGGUGAAGCUUACCUCAGGUAUAUGGACCAAAGUACAUGGAAAUGGAAAAACUAUGGUUUUCCACCUGGAAAGGAUGAAAUGGUAGGAGAUCAAACACUAACAGGAAAACAAGAUACAGGGGAUGAUAUUUGCGUCGAUGAAGAUAGUGUGGCUAGCUUUGAGAAGAAUGAAGAAGGUGCCUGUGAUGCUAAGGUGGCACCAAUAAGACCAAUUCCAUUUUCUGAGGAUUCAGUGAUCUUUGAGUUACAAGAUGGCAGAUUAGCAGAAUUGCGACGAGUAGAUGAUACACAAUGGAUAUGGUCACGUACCAUCGGCACUCCGACAAGCCAGUGUAUGGCAAGUUAUUGGACUGCAGUAGCAUCAUGACAAUAGAUACAACCUCACAAAAAUAAAAUGCAAUACUGAAGUGAACAUAUGUACAGAAUUGUUACAGGUAUACUGAUACUAGAAAUUUUGAGUUUGUAGAACAUCUAUCAUAAAUAGCAUUUGCAAUCCCUCUUUGUAUCUCCCCCCCCCCCUUCCUUUUUACCCUUUAU